Plasmodium relictum is the source of this 1212-nucleotide messenger RNA. Its product is annotated as PIR-like protein. The transcript is spliced from 2 exons. Bases 1 to 1212 code for a protein of 403 amino acids. The record is from RefSeq and is a predicted model, not a curated record. Lineage: Eukaryota; Apicomplexa; Aconoidasida; Haemosporida; Plasmodiidae.
AUGUCACGGUUUAGAACUACGAGAAUAUUAACAGAUGCACAGUCAGCUAUAUUAUCUAAAGUUGCAUUAUCUAUAAAUAGAAAUGAAAAUGAUUUGAAAAAGUGGUUUGAAUCUAUUAAAGAUGAUUUAUUUAUGCAGAUAGAAAAAAUUCAUAACUCAAUGUGUCAUGAUAAUAGCAAUUUGGGUGAUUGGAUCUCUAAUAGAACUAGGGAAAUUACUAUUUCAUUAAACUAUAAUACAGAUAUUAAGCAAAAGAGUAUUAUAAAUAAUAUUUGGAAGUUUUGGGAAAAUUUAGUAGAAUAUAUUAUAAAUUAUUUUUCAUAUAUUGAUGAAAACUUCUCUUGUAAUAUUACGAGAGACAAUAUUAAUGAUGUUACUGAUUGGAUUCAUAAUAAAAGUAUGCUUGUUGAACAAAAAUUGCACUCAGAACAGUAUAAUGGAGAUAAUAAAAUGUUAAAUGAUACUGUGAGUACUUGGAAGCAAGCGAUAAAAUCAAUAGAAAAUUUUAUAAUAAAACCAUAUAUUAACAGUACUGAAUUAAAUGGUUAUACUGAAUAUAAGAGUAAUUUACUCGAUACAUCUACUCCAUUAUCUACACAUGCCUUAUCAACCACAUCUGAUUCACUAUCUUUAUUGAAUACAUCUACGACAUCAUCUGAACAUAUCUUAUCGACUGAAUCUGAUGUUCUAUCCACAAUUGCUUCUACUAUAACAAAUACUUUAUCUUAUAUUUCAGAAAAUAUUUCUACUGUGACUCCUACGAAUGUAUUAGACGUUUUAUCUACAUUUUCACCAUCUAUAACUGAAAAUUUAACUAAAGAUAUAAAUGAUCUAAAUAUAUCGUCAUUUGAAAAAGAAGAUAAUGAAUUUUCUGCAUGUUUAGGUUUUUUUUGUGGAUCGACAGUCACUAUAGGUUUAUCUGUUUCUCUUGCUGUUGUUGGGGCAGUGUUUCUUUUUGUUUUGUUUUAUAAAUAUGUUCCUAUGGGAUCUUUGUUUGGAAAAAAAAAAUUUAAAAUUAAGAAAGGAAAAAAAAAAUUACGUGAAAUAUCAUUGGAAGACCUUGAAGAUACAUUUGAAAAUUCAAAGAAAAUAGAAAAAGUAAUAGGAAAGAGAAGUAGACUAAAUAGUUUUCUUAGAGCAUUUGGUUACAGAUACAGAAGUACAUUUUCUUAUAUAGAUGAAGGUAUACCAAUAGAUGAAAGAAUAGUGUGA